AUGUCGCAAGCAGUAGUCGACUCGCCACCACCCACUUCCAAGUCGGACAAGAAGCACAGGAAGGACAAGAAGCGCUCCAGAGAUGAGGCCGAAGAGGUCCCCGCCGUCGAGGAAAAGAAGCACAAAAAGUCAAAGUCCGAGUCGCUAGAAUCUGACGAGAAGAAGUCCAAAAAGUCGAAAAAGAGCAAGAAGGAAGAUGACGAGGAUGUCGAGGAAGCCGAGGCCCCUGCCAAGAAGGAGAAGAAAAAGUCCAAGAAGAGCAAGGUAGAGCCUGAGCCAGAGCCAGAGUCUGAGGAGGAGCAAGAGGAGGAGGCGGCUGUCGCGACAAAAAAGGACAAGAAGAAGCAGCGACAAGCAUCCGCCACCCCCGAGCCCGAGACUGCGACGACCGAUGCGAUGGACGUCGACACCAUCCCUACCGACGACGCCGAUUUUCCUUUCUACACCCAGGUGCACUCCCUCUACGUGCCCUUCUACCCCUGCGGCUUUGACAAGCCCCUAACCAACAUCGCCGCCCAACAUCUCGAACCCCUUCUCAACCACUACUCCCCCAUCCUCCGCGGCGUCCUCCUCAGCUACACCAACCUGAACCUUUCUGAGCGCCCCGUCCAAGCCUCGGUCAUCAACCCGCCCACCGACGAGACCCCCGCCCUUCUCCGGUCUGUCGAUGAAUACGCCGUCGGUUUCGCCUACCUGACCUUUGACGCGCACAUGUUCAAGCCCGCCCGCGGCAAGUGGAUGGAGGGUGUCGUCCAGCUGCAGUCCGAGGGUCACAUUGGUGUUCAAUGCUGGGGGAGGUUCAACGCCAGUAUCGAGGCCAAGAGGUUGCCCAAGGGGUGGAAGUGGGUGGAUCUCAAGGGAGACAAGUCUUACAACCAACAUGAAGAGGAGCAAGAAGAAGAACAAGAGGAAGAAGAAGACGACCAGCUAGACGGCGAAGAACUCCAAGUUGUCGAACAAGUGCACACCACAGGUUACUGGGUCGACGCCUCCAACAAGAAAGUGUCCGGCAAGGUCCGUUUCAGAAUCAAGAACUUUGACGUCGGUCUCGCUGGCGAUUAUGGCUACCUUUCUCUCGAGGGAACUUUCCUGAAUGAUGACGAGGAACGUGCCCUGCAAAAAGAGGAGCGUGAGCUAGAGCGCAAGCGUCGCUCUAGGCAGAACUCCGGUGGUCUUCUCCGCCCGAUGAGCAGGAGAGUGCCCGAGUUUAGCAUGACCAAGUUUGGCAAAGAGGACGAAGAAGAGGAUGCGGGACAGAGAACCGUGUUUGCAAAGGUGACGGGCAAGGAGGGAGAUGUCACGCCGGAUGAUUAG
Molecule: messenger RNA, 1314 nt
Organism: Sordaria macrospora k-hell
Lineage: Eukaryota; Fungi; Ascomycota; Sordariomycetes; Sordariales; Sordariaceae
Source: RefSeq, a predicted model, not a curated record